AUGGAGAAUGCGCCCGUAGGAGUUGGUGAGUGCGCCUGUGAGAAGGACAUGGAGAGUGCGCCCAAGGAGGACAUGGAGAGUGCACUCAAAAGGCAAGGUACUAUACCUACUAGUAUAGGGUAUUGCAUGGCUCUUGAGUCCUUAGAUCUUGGCAACAACAAUCUCACUGGAAAUGUUCCAAACGAGCUUGGACAGUUGCUCUUAGGGUCUUUGGAUUUAAGUUCUAAUAUACUGUCUGGUCCUAUCCCGCAAUCUUUGACAUCACUCCAUUUUCUUGGGGUUCUCAACUUAUCUUACAAUAAGUUGAGUGGCAGGAUUCCGAGAGAGGCUCACUUUGACACAUUGAGUGCUAAUGGUUGGGCUUACAGUGGAAAUGAUUUAUUGUGUGGGGAACUUACUGAAAAAGUUUGUGAUGUGAUCGGGUUAUUUGGAAAAAUAUUGCUGAAGAAGUCGAUGAAGAGGAUGCAAAUGAGAGAAUACUGCUUUACGGAGUUAUUGUUUUGGUAA
Papaver somniferum (opium poppy) is the source of this 507-nucleotide messenger RNA. Its product is annotated as brassinosteroid LRR receptor kinase BRL2-like. Gene Ontology annotation, molecular function: protein binding. The record is from RefSeq and is a predicted model, not a curated record. The transcript is spliced from 3 exons. NCBI's taxonomy places the organism in Eukaryota, Viridiplantae, Streptophyta, Magnoliopsida, Ranunculales, Papaveraceae. The coding region runs from base 1 to 507 and encodes 168 amino acids.